Passer domesticus (house sparrow) is the source of this 3233-nucleotide messenger RNA. Its product is annotated as homeobox protein CDX-4-like. Gene Ontology annotation, biological process: animal organ morphogenesis; embryo development; regulation of transcription by RNA polymerase II. NCBI's taxonomy places the organism in Eukaryota, Metazoa, Chordata, Aves, Passeriformes, Passeridae. Gene Ontology annotation, cellular component: nucleus. Gene Ontology annotation, molecular function: DNA-binding transcription factor activity, RNA polymerase II-specific; RNA polymerase II transcription regulatory region sequence-specific DNA binding. The coding region runs from base 200 to 976 and encodes 258 amino acids. The record is from RefSeq and is a predicted model, not a curated record. The transcript has 3 exons.
AGUUGGGCUGACGUCAGACAAGAUCUUGGUAAACCAUUACCACCAGCACCUGGUAACACAGUGGAUAAUAAGAGGAUGAAGUAGAAGAUUCCAAGCAGAGUGGCAUUAUUAGAAAAACCAAACACAAAUAUUUUUGAGCAGUAAAGGAAGACACCGAGGCCCAAGAUGUUGUGACGCCGCGUUUACAGCCGGGACAGCCAUGUACGUGAGCUCACUCUUGGAGAAGGAGCCCAGCAUGUACCCAGGACCUGCCAGGGCCAACAACGCCCUGCCCGUGCAGAACUUCGUGUCUGCUCCAGCCUACUCCGAGUACAUGGGAUACCACCCCGUGCCAGCCCUGGACAGCCACGGGCAGCCUGCCUGGGGCUCCCACUACGGCCCCCAGCGCGAGGACUGGAGCGCCUACGGCCCAGGCCCUUCCAGCGCCGGGCCCGCUGCCCACAUCCAUGGCUCGUCCCCUGGCCAGGGCUCCUACAGCUCUGCUGAUUACAGCUCCCUGCACCCCGCUGCUGCUGCGCCCUUACCUCCUGUAGACACAAUUAAUGCCCAGCAGAUCUCGCCCAACAGCCAAAGGCACAGCUCUUAUGAGUGGAUGAGGAAAACGGUGCAAACCAACACUGCUGGUAAAACAAGAACAAAAGAAAAGUACCGGGUUGUUUACACAGAUCACCAGAGACUGGAAUUAGAGAAGGAAUUUCACUGCAACAGAUACAUCACAAUCAGGAGGAAGUCAGAACUCGCAGCAAACCUGGGACUCUCGGAAAGACAGGUGAAAAUCUGGUUCCAGAAUCGCCGAGCAAAAGAGAGAAAAAUGAUCAAGAAGAAAAUCUCGCAGUUUGAUGGCAGCGGGGGCUCAGCUCAGAGUGACUCUGGUUCACUCAGUCCAAAUGAACUGUCACAUUCUCUGUUCCCACCACCACAUGGAAUAAAUGGAUUACAGCCUAAUGACAUUCAUCAAGUCAUAGUUUCAGAAUGAACAGAGGGAAAAAACCAAAACAGGAAAAAAGGAAAAAGCGAGAAUGGAUUUCACCACCACUGCCACUCCCCACCUUGGAAACUCAACUUCCCAAGGGACCAUUUUCAUUUAUCUGCCUUCAGAGUGCUGAUUUCUAAGCAGGAAAUCUGAGCCUAUAACCAAAAUAUUUUAAUUAUUGCAAAAAUCUCAGGGACUUUGUGCUGCUAAGAUUCAUCUCUUGGUAUCUUUGCUAGCAGGUAAUUUGCUUCAGACACUGCCACAAAGAAUGAUACAGCUGAAGAUUCAGUACAGGUAGUUCUAGUCUGAUCAUCCAUAUACACAACAAACUAAGAGAACUGAUUAUAAAAUAGAGUUCUAUUGCAGAAAAUAUAACCAUCUGGGUGUGCUGGGUUUGUUCCAUUUAUAUAAUUAGAAGAAACUGUAGAUGUUAAUAAAUAUUUACACUUAAAUGGACUGAAAAGGAUGCUACUUUUUGAAAACAGCAAAACCAUUUAAAACAUUUUUAAAUGCUCAAGGAACAUAAUAAUGUUGCUAUACCAACAUAUUGCUUUUAAUUAAAUAACACAUAUCAUCUCUGUCCUAUGGGAUUGUAUUCAAGCAAUAGUUACAGAUACAGAAUAUACCAAACCUGCCAAGAUUUGUUCCACUGCAAGAAAUACAGCAAUUUCUCAUAUACAUUAGGAAAUGCCAGAAAAUUUGGAAGACAAGUAUUACCUCCAUCUUCUAGGACUGCACAUACUAUUGCCCAAAAAUCCGAGCACAAGUGGAAUGGAAACAGAACUGUUACUACAAGCAAACCACCAAAAAGCAAAUAAAGAAUUUGUUUGAUGUCUGUAAACAUUGGAAGUGAAACAGGAACAGUCUCAGGACGCUGAUUUUAUCCCUGACACUUAUUUGGAGCUGAAGGCAACAACUCUCCCAAAGUAGCUGAGAGGGUAUUUUGAAGCUGUCACCUGCAGCUGAGCAAUCACAAAAGAAAUGUUCACUUCAUGGGCACUCCUGAAAGAGCACAAAUUAAGGACAUGAUCACAGUGGGGUUUGCUUUAAUUACUCCUCCACGUUGGCAGGUGAGAAGGUAGCAAUGGUAUCUGAGAGACAAGUGAUGAGUCUGGCAAAAGCAGAAAGAAAUCCCAAAGCACUAAAAAAAUCCCCAAGCCCUUCAGUAGUACUGUUCAUUGGAAUUUCUUAAAAUGACCUUUUUGCUAGUAUAGAAGUAAACAGCUCUAUUGGGAAGAUUUAAUAUUCCUGAAAAUGUCAAGGGGAGCAAAGGUAAUAAAAAUGGAGAAAAGCAGAACACAAACAGCAAACAGCUUUAUGAAAAUCAUGCAUCACUUAUUUCAGCAACAUCAAACUCUUGCUCUCAGAAACAGCAGAAUAAAUUCUGCUUUUCUUCGUGUCAAUGAGCAUCGAUAAUGCACUGAACUCCAUGGACACGACUUGUCAAAGCUCUCAGCAUCUGGAUUCAAAACACUAGACAACAAAUUUGAGGAUAUGUCACAUGAUUCCCUGUUUAUUUUAAAAUAACUGUUAGAGUAACUCCAUGGAAGCAAUUCUGUUGGAAGUUACAACAGUAACAGUCAUCAGAACUAAAUUUUGAAUUUUAUCUGUCUAGACAUAAAUGUCUCAAACUAAAGUAGGAAGAAAUCCUGUACCUUACUCACUGUAAACAUUUUGUGGGUGGUUCCCUAAUAUAUUUUCUAGUCAUCUCCUAUCAUAUGGCUCAAAGCAAUGGGUGUAUUCUAAUGCAAACAAACUGUAAACAGAAAAUCUUGUGUACAUAAAUAGUUAUAAAACUCAGCCCAAUGAGAAACUGAGACACCUGCAUGGCUUUAACUCAGGAUCUCCUAAAUUUGCUCAUUGAUGUUGCAGUGGGAUCACAAGGACAUUAUAGGAGCAAGAGCACAUUGUGGAACGUGCACACACAGAGCUGGUUCUGUUCACAUUCACAGAAAUGCACGUGACACACACAAGCCUUUUUCUCUCUGUUCUUCAGUCAAAUAAAUUCUUUUUUUUUUUUUCCUGGGAGAGGAAGUUCCUCCAGUUUCAUCAGGCCCUCUACCUGGGUUGCCCUUCUAUACAUGAAGGAUGUAGAGGAUAAAAUAAUCUCUCAGGAAACCCAGACUUUAGAUACACAAGAAAAAAGGGAAGUGAACCUUUACCUCAAAUCAGGGGCCAUUUCUAUGGAAACCAGGAGAGGGCUUUUGUGAGGCUUAGCAGUGGCACAGAAAUGGAGAGAGAGAAAACUUCUAGUUCUCAG